Molecule: messenger RNA, 1194 nt
Organism: Talaromyces stipitatus ATCC 10500
Lineage: Eukaryota; Fungi; Ascomycota; Eurotiomycetes; Eurotiales; Trichocomaceae
Exons: 1
Coding region: 58-1194 (378 amino acids)
Source: RefSeq, a predicted model, not a curated record
ACUAUUUAUGAACAAACCCGAUCUUUCUCCCUCGUCAGUUACCAACUCAUCUAUAAAAUGGCCAACGAGACAUUUCAUUGUUUUCCACAAUUGCCACCAGAACUACGUCGUAUGAUCUGGGAGCACUGCCUACCCUAUCGUGUGGCACAAGUAGAUCCUUGCGAUGUCUUUUUUGACGGGAGAAAACCCGAACAACAAAUCUGCGAUGUCGAAAGCGUCACGAUUGAAAACACCAGACAGCCAGUCAUAGCAUUCGUCAGCACUGAAUCUCGUCAGGUUGCACUGGAACAGGGAUGCUGGUUACGAGAUGAAAACAAUUGGAAUGUCAUCAAGUCAUUCUGGUUCCAACGCCGGCGCGAUGUGCUGCAUCUCAAUUGGACCCCGGAGCGUGGCGAUUAUUGGUAUCGAUUCGAACACGACGAUGGUAGUAGUUGGGUCUACAUGUUUCUAUACCAGGCUCAUGAACUCAAGCUUCCUACCAAGGAACGCUCUAUGGUGGCAGAUGCGAUUUACCGAUUCAACUUAAAUACGCUGCGAGACAGCUAUGAUGAAUGGGAUGAUUUUAUACCGAAGAGUCCAAUCACCAAAUAUCGAGAGCAUGAAAGUUUUGCAUUAUCCGAAAUCAUAAACCAUACUGCGUAUUGGCCAGGAUAUCAACUCAGCAUUGACGUUAUCAUGGCAGCCAUUUCUCUACACAUCACCAAGGAAUCGGCUGUAAAAUCAGGCAUCUUUGGCUUGUUAGGCGAUGCGCCUAUACAGCUGAUUGACGUUGGUGAUGAGGUUCGGUUGAGAAAAUAUGAAGCAAUAUGCAAGGAACACAUGUUGUACGACAAGGAACCAAAAGUUCAAAAGAUGUUUGAAGUACUCCUGAGUCCUCGAUUUCAGGAAGCUGUGCAAGUCUGGAAAAGAAAGGCGGAAUGGCUCCUUUUUUCAACUAUGUGGAAGCAUGCACUAAGUGAUAAUAUUGUUGGACUGGAUAUGGCAUCUCUUUGGGUACCUCCACUGUAUGAGCGCGAUUGGGUCCGAAUGCGUGACUAUUCGCCUAAUGAAAGCCAUCCAUGGGUCAAGCAAGCAAAGGAGAAAAUGCCCAUACUCCGGCCGCACAUAAUGGUGCAUUAUUGUACUAAUGAGUGUUAUAUAGAGGGUCGACUUCGUGAGGACUUUAAAGCUGGUUGGUGGAGAUUCGAGGCUUGA